This is a messenger RNA of Juglans microcarpa x Juglans regia, 537 nucleotides long. RefSeq names its product loganic acid O-methyltransferase-like. Bases 7 to 399 code for a protein of 130 amino acids. Gene Ontology annotation, biological process: methylation. The transcript is spliced from 2 exons. The record is from RefSeq and is a predicted model, not a curated record. Gene Ontology annotation, molecular function: S-adenosylmethionine-dependent methyltransferase activity. NCBI's taxonomy places the organism in Eukaryota, Viridiplantae, Streptophyta, Magnoliopsida, Fagales, Juglandaceae.
AAAGCAAUGAAUGGAGGAGAGGGCCCUUGCAGCUAUUCUCAAAACUCCUCCUAUCAGGGAUUAUUCAGUGAAGCAAAGGUGGAUUCUUUCAAUUUGCUGGUUUAUUACACCUCCCCCAAGGAACUGAAGGCAUUGAUAGAAAGAAAUGAGCAUUUCAGCAUUGAGAGAAUGGAAAAUUUGAAUAACCAGAAGAAGCAUCUCAUCCUGCCGAAUCCCUCAAUGCGUAGUUUAUACUUGAGAGCCACAUUGGAAGGAGAAAUUGCUAAGCAUUUUGGGAAUGAGAUCAUGAACGAUUUGUUUAAUAGAUACACAAAAAAGGUUGCAGGGUCGUCCUUUUUCUUAAACCCAGAGACUGAUAAAUCCACCAUAAUCUUUGUCCUUCUAAAGCGAAAGAAUUAAACUGGUUUAGUUUCAUCAAAACCAAAUUCUGACGGGACACGAAUUCCUACAGCUCUUUUUGUGUAAUCGUGUUCGAUGAGUUGUAUUCUUUUAGCUCCUGUUUGCGUUCUGCACUUGUUGGUGUGUUGAGAUUUUGUA